AUGUUAAGUUUCAACCUGCUUGCGUCUGGACAGGAGAUCGGCCUUGGAGGAGAAGAACAAUACGCAUUGGGAUGCUCAGUGUUACCGAUGGGAUGGUCGUCUUCGGUUGCCAUCAUGCAAGAAGCGAGUGAGAGGAUUCUGGCAUUGGGCAGACUCCCGGCUGAUGAGCAGCUGUUGAGAGGACGUGCUGUUCCGCUUUGGAUGGUAGGGCUGCUGGACGAGGCACGGAAGAAAGGGAAGGCCUGGUGGCAUGUCUAUUUAGACAACUUUGCAGCUGGAGAAGUAGGAAAACAGGGAGAGCAGUUUUCUUCAGGGCAUGAGCUCCAUCAGCUGGCCGAGAAAGCAUGGGCCGUGUCUGGUGUGGUGUCGUCGGAGAAGAAGAGAAAAGCGGCGGAGCUGGAGGCACAGGAGCUAGGUGGUUUCAUGGAUGGAGGAGCCAAAACGCUAGGUGGGUCACCCGAGAGGUUGCUCAAGUUAGUUCAGGCGACCAUCAUCCUUCUUAAGCAACCCCAUCUCUCAAAGAAGCUAACUCAGGUGGUAGUGUCCCUGUUGGAGCAUACUUGGAAGUUCACUGCAUCGAAAAGGUUUGAAGCAUCCCUCAUUACCAAAGUCAAGAAGGAGUUGUUCGCUUGCUGCUGCAGUGUGCCCUUUCUACAUGCUUACUUGGGCGCUCAGGUGUCGCCGGUGAUCACCGCAAGCGAUGCCUCGAACAGCGGCGGAGCCGUGGGCCUUUCAAAGGAGCUGACAUCAGAAGGAAGAGACUUUGUGGGUGCUGCCUCAUUAGGCGAUGGCACUCAGCAGGCAAACAUACUGGUGGUGUCGCUCUUCAAUGGCAUAGGAGGUGCAAUAAGGUGCUAUGACGUGUUGGGUGUGCUCCCACGGCAUGUUGUUGCUUGUGACAUACAUGGGCCGGCCAAUCGAGUCACCGCAAAGCGAUGGCCCUCCACGGAAAUCAUCGAAGAUGUGAGGUCAAUAGAUCAGAACACAGUCGAUGGAUGGUUCCGCAAGGUGGUACCACUAGAAGAACUACACUUAUGGGCUGGUUUUCCAUGCACGGACCUUUCAUCGGCCAAGGCAGGGCGCGAAGGAUUGGCUGGCAAGGCAUCAGGUUUGUUUUGGGAAGUUGUGAGACUUAUAAAACUGAUAAAGAAGCGGGCACCUGCUCACGUGGUGGUCAAGUACGUCGCAGAGAACGUGGCUAGCAUGGCGAAACAGGAAUGCGAAGUCAUCACCAAGGAGCUAGGAGUUUUUCCUUAUUGGUUGAAUAGUGCUGACGCUGUUCCAAUGAACCGGCCUCGGCUAUGUUGGACUUCGGAAGAGGUAGAAGGCCAACUCAGGGGACUUCGCUUUCGUGAUCAGGAGCACUGGACAGAGGUCACAGCAGAGGCGCCCUAUCCAGAACUGGGCGCCUGGUUGACUCCUGGGUGUCAAUGGCCGGGUGAAGAAGAAGGAGCAGUCUUCCCGACGGCCAUGAAGGCCAUACCGAGGAAACGACCACCAGUGCAGCCCGCUGGCAUCAGCCGUUGCGGGGAUGACACCAUCGGACGGUGGACGGCAGAUGGGUACAGGUUCCCGCCCUAUCACUAUUUGCCACAGUAUGUGAUCUGGCGGGGCGAAAGAUGGAGGCUGACAAACAGCAGUGAAAGGGAGCUCUUGCUUGGGUAUGGUUUUGGGCACACGAAGCGUUGCAUGAGCGCCUCGGACAUCAAGAGAUCGAAACAGGCCUAUGAAGACGAACGGCUUUCGCUUUUGGGUGACUCCUUCAGCAUCUACAGCUUUGUCAUCAUCGCGGCUGCGCUUUGUGCCCGCUACCUGCCCAGCUUGCACUACGUGGACCUCACCAGGAGAAUGGGGAUGGCAGCAUGGUGGAAGUGGGAGCCUUUGUUUAAGGUGCAAUGGACCCGAAAAGAACAUAUCAAUGUGCUAGAGCUUCGCUCCAUCCUUUUGGCUAUCCAGUUUCAGAUCUCCCACCUUGACGUCUCACAUCUCCGUAUCUUUCAUGUCACCGACAGCUUUGUCGCGAUGUCCAUAGUGGCCAAGGGACGAACAGGAAGCCUCCAGCUGGCACGAGUCCUCAAAGUGCUGAACGCACAUCUCUUGGGUUUUGGGCUGGCUCUGGCUUUAGGGCACGUUGAGUCAACCGAGACGAAAGUCGUGCUUCGGGACGCAGGGCUUAGUGAGAAGACCCAGGAGCGAUACUACCUUGGGGUGCGAAAGGUCUUACCCAUUCUCCUACGUAGCAGGGACUUGGUUGAGUUGGAUGAGAAGGUAGCAGAUUGGGUCCAACAACGUUGGGAAAAGGCGACAGCCAACACCAGAUCAGUGAUGCCUUGUGCGCACUACACCAUUUUGAACCUUGGUUGCGGGGAAAGCUACCGCUGGCGUGGAAACUACUAG
Messenger RNA from Cladocopium goreaui, 2397 nucleotides. Lineage: Eukaryota; Dinophyceae; Suessiales; Symbiodiniaceae. The record is from the annotation of a GenBank genome assembly.